Molecule: messenger RNA, 975 nt
Organism: Colletotrichum abscissum
Lineage: Eukaryota; Fungi; Ascomycota; Sordariomycetes; Glomerellales; Glomerellaceae
Exons: 2
Coding region: 1-975 (324 amino acids)
Source: RefSeq, a predicted model, not a curated record
AUGUACACAUGCCUCUCCGCCGUGUUGGAUCCCUUGGUGCGGUGCAGCCACCCCGAAAGACAUUGUUGCAUCGCGGUUGGUGUGAGAGGAUCGACGGCUCGACGCUACUGGUCCGAUUCCGUGUCUAGCUGGACGGGGGACGACGCCGUUGUCACCUUCAUCCACGCUGCUGGACCCGAGCUCAUUCGUCAACUCACCUCCCGUGCUUAUUCGGUCCAUCUUAAGACAUGCCUCUCGCCUUUCCCCUCCGACACACGCCGAGUCUUUUCACAAACACAGCAGUGGAGCAGAGCUCUGUCGAUCUGCUGCUGUUCGCUCCCCCUUGCUCCAGUAUGUCCCUCCCACCAGGCAUGGGGAACGCUAUUGUACCUGGCCAGCAUCUAUGCGGGGGAUAUCCGCUCGACACCGACAGAAUGCCCCAUUAACGUUGCCAAUCAGCAUUACACCCACUCGCUUCUUCACUGCACCUUCGUCGCAUCCAUGUCCGAUCGAAACCACUCCAUCACGACCCAUUCUGAACGCUCACUCCCAAACCCUCACCUCCUCAACAACUCCGCAGUCAUAACAGGUAUCAUCCAUGAGCGGACCCCAAGAGCCCCUCGUCACUUUUCGACGAAAAGCCCCCGAACGGAAAGCAACUUCGGGAGACAUUGCAUUGUUUAUGGAAGGCUAGUGCGGCCGAGGGGAAAGGCAUACGUUCAACGUCAGCGCCACUUAGGUAGGGUGUCACAGCCAACCGAUUCGCAGAUGCCACCUCUAGAACCACCCGCGCUCCAUCAUCCACGAUGUGCAGCACACUGGCGUUUUCUGGUAGGUCAGCGUCCUCCACGCGGUCCCGUACCGGCCCGAUUCCCACGAACUUCUGGAAGACAUGGACGUCAUGCUCUGCAUCCCUCGGUGCCAUUUCCCCCACUGCCGCCCAAGCACUGUGAAAUGACGAAUUAUUGCUCUUUACUCUUCGACUCAACGCUCUAA